CGAGUAUUCUCGGUGAGAUUGGCGCGGGAAUAUGAACGGCUCGAUCUUUUCAGCAUUGUUGGUGUUGACCGCGAAAGUAAGUUUCGCAUCCUCCGACGUCCCAGGAGGGGACUUGCUGCAGCGCAGAUGUCGGGGAAUGCUAUACAAGGAUGCUUUCUCGAACUUGAUCAACCCGGUGAACCGGAAAUCUUGUGCUUUCUUCGCUGGACAAGACGCCUAUCUUCCGUACGAGCUCAAAAUUGAAGCCGGAGACAGCGGAACAAAGCUAAUUGGGAACGUAUCGGGAGUUGGGAGUUACGAAGCUUCGAUGGUGACCUGCGGGACGGAUUCGCGCUGUCUGCGGAUCGAGAAGAGUCCCGGAGACAAAAUCAACGGCGCUUACAUGUUCUACUCGAACGCUGCCAUCGAACUCUCAGACGACAAGAAUGCCGACGUCAGCUACGUCGCAUCGCUGGAUUGCAAUAAUGGAGAACCCGGACUCGUAUAUUUCGAAAUAAGACGGGAGCUUUCACAGGAGGAAAUAAUGAGCAUCAAGCAAUUCUACGGGAUCUCGCUGGACUCGGCGAAACUUUCCGACUGCCUGAGGAGCAGUGCGAGCGAUUCUCCGUAAUGAAACCAUGUACCAGCUGAUGUGAAAUAAAAGAGAGUCGAGCUCUGCUCUCCUUAUGAAAUCU
Molecule: messenger RNA, 674 nt
Organism: Galendromus occidentalis (western predatory mite)
Lineage: Eukaryota; Metazoa; Arthropoda; Arachnida; Mesostigmata; Phytoseiidae
Exons: 3
Coding region: 32-610 (192 amino acids)
Source: RefSeq, a predicted model, not a curated record